AUGAAUGCCCAUAGACCGCUUUAUAGUAGUUGUUAUUUAUUAGAAAUAUACGAACAAAACCCCCUGGUGGAAAACGGUUCUAUUACAGGAGUGUGCAGACAUUUGGAAAGCAGACAGCAAUUCGCGCAAAAAGCAAAGGUCUGCUAUGUCAGAAUUAGUUCAGAGCAUCAGCAACUGAGCAUUAACUGGAAACCCAGAGGGUUUACUACCUUCUGUGAAGCUGAAGAACUUGAAGAGGAUUUGCUUUCCAUCGUCACAGUGUUUGUGGCACGUCAUAAUGGACUGCGUUCUAUUGCUAAUCGCAAAAGAGGGCGAGAGAUUAUUCAAGGAAGAGAAAUUUCCAGCAGGGAAGACACAACACGCCCGUCUCUUUCCUAUUCGGGAUUAGGAAGGGCACGAUGGACUUAG
Ambispora leptoticha is the source of this 408-nucleotide messenger RNA. The record is from the annotation of a GenBank genome assembly. Lineage: Eukaryota; Fungi; Glomeromycota; Glomeromycetes; Archaeosporales; Ambisporaceae.